Molecule: messenger RNA, 1062 nt
Organism: Oldenlandia corymbosa var. corymbosa
Lineage: Eukaryota; Viridiplantae; Streptophyta; Magnoliopsida; Gentianales; Rubiaceae
Source: the annotation of a GenBank genome assembly
AAAAAGGAAAAAGAAAAAAACCAGAAUAAUAAAAACAAAGAAAAAUCAUACUACUGAUUUGAGUUUCUCUGGCAGAAAUUGUUAAGCCGUCCAUCGUCCAUGGUGGUGGCAGCUGCGGCCAUGAAUUCCCUCUCAUUAUUCCGUGCCCCGCUUAGUUUAAGAGCGUUGGGUUUUGUUAAGGCGUCAAAUUCCAUCUCCAGAAACAUCCCUUUUCUUCAUAGCCCACUUAACUUCCGCAGGACAUUGUGUUCUGUAAGAGCUACGCACGACGAAGAAGCCGCUGCUAGAGCUGCUGCUGCGGAUGCUGUUACUGGAGCACCUACCAUAUUUGACAAAAUUAUUUCGAAAGAGAUCCCUUCCAGCAUAGUAUAUGAAGACGAAAAGGUACUCGCGUUUCGAGAUAUCAAUCCACAAGCUCCCACUCAUGUUUUAGUCAUUCCAAAAUCAAGGGAUGGAUUAACAGAGCUUGGCAAGGCUGAACAAAGACAUGCGGAGAUAUUGGGGCAUCUUCUUUAUGCAGCUAAAAUUGUUGCUGAGAAAGAAGGCAUUGUUGAUGGAUUUCGUGUCGUGAUAAACAGUGGACCAACUGCAUGUCAAUCUGUUUACCAUCUGCACCUGCAUGUACUUGGUGGAAGACAGAUGAAAUGGCCACCUGGUUGAGAUCAGGCUUAAAUUGCUACAAACCUGCAAUUGUUUUUUAUAGUGUCCUCUGCCUUGUUUUUUUUCUGUUCAACAUUCAGAAUAACUCCAGAACCCUAGAGCCUUUUUUUUUUGGUCUGUUUUCGCAUUCAGUUGCAAUGAACUCCUGGACAAUUUGUUUCUUGCAACUUAAUCUAUUUUCUUGUCCUUUUUUGCGUGUAACUUUAAGAUCUACUGAAACACCUAUAUUCUGAAAUCACAUUUGUAAUUGCUAGUAUCCUAUGAUCUAGAGGUUAAGUAUGUCAUUUAGAUUUUAAAAUGUCACUUGCAAUAAGGUCAAAGAGGUUUCAGUCUAGAACUGUUCCACUGAUCAUUGAUUGCGCGAGGCCAUAUUUCACAUGAAUGAGGUUUGAUUUGUUUGCA